This is a messenger RNA of Paramecium tetraurelia, 663 nucleotides long. RefSeq lists its product as uncharacterized. NCBI's taxonomy places the organism in Eukaryota, Ciliophora, Oligohymenophorea, Peniculida, Parameciidae. The record is from RefSeq and is a predicted model, not a curated record. Gene Ontology annotation, molecular function: protein heterodimerization activity. The transcript is spliced from 2 exons.
AUGAAAAAGCAAAUUCUCUAGUCAGGAGAGAAGGUCAUUACCAUUGAUGAUACUAUUAACUCAAAAUAGCCAACACCUGUAUAACCAGUUGUUUAACAAUUAUCUGCCUAUUAAAUAUUUAUGAAGGAUAAGAAGGAGGAGGGCAGAUUCUCACUUCAAGUUCUUAGUUAAAUGUGGAGGGAUUUACCUCAAGAUUACAAGGAAUAGUAAUACAUAUUAAAUAUUCAAGAGAUAUUAAGAAAGGGCCAGACAAUUGAAAGAGUAGGUUUAACAAAAUUAAUUGCCCCCUCCUUAAAGUAUGUCUCUUCUAUUAACAAAUUAUCAGCUUUCUUCCCAUUGUCUAGAUUGAAAACCAUUCUCAAAGAGGAUGACUAGAAGCCACAAUUCAAACCAGAAGCAUAUCAAUAUAUGUUAAAAGCUAUUGAAGAAUUUGGUGAGCUUUUACUAAACAAAGUAAAGGAUCAAAUUAAACAAGAUUAAAGAAAAACAAUCAAAGAGGAUGAUUUAAUAACUGUGAUCAAAGAGAAUCAAGAAUUAUAAUUUCUGAAUUGUUUAGCCAUUCACCAUUAAAAAAAGAAAACAAGUUAAACUCAAAAUUAAUAAGGCAAAUCAAAAACUUUAGGUGCAUUAGACAAAUUUUUAGAAAACAAUAAUGGCAUAUGA